Messenger RNA from Bursaphelenchus xylophilus (pine wood nematode), 2308 nucleotides. The record is from the annotation of a GenBank genome assembly. Lineage: Eukaryota; Metazoa; Nematoda; Chromadorea; Rhabditida; Aphelenchoididae.
AUGUCCUACCUCCAACCAAAACCGCCUUACACAGGCCUUUCAGCGGUCGCCAGUCAACUUUAUGGCGGGAUAAUCCCAGCGGCGGACCCAGAAGAUCUCGGAUUCCCAUUCAUACCUCAACAUAACAACGCUCUCUUCAGAAGGAAGCCUUUAUUAUUCCCUUAUCCUCUGGGAUUACCUGUUCCAAUAUUGCAAAUCAAAUCAGAAGAUUAUAUUCAUCGACUAAAACGAUUGAUCCGACAACUUCCUGAAACCGAAAAACAGUUUGAUGAUCAGAAUCGUAACCUGUUAUUUACUCAGAAAGAAGUUGUAAGUACUUUUUGACGUUUUUGUUACUUUUUAGGACCAAAAUGUGAUCAAACUAUGGACAGUUGAUGACAAUUCAACCUCAAAUAUGUUGCUGGAAUAUAAUUUGACAUACAAGUUGUCAAAGAAGACCCGUAAGAUGGUUAGAUUUCUACAUGUUGGUGAGAUGGAGCCAGUAAAAAGAUUAAAGUUACCUCAUCAGCCAAUUGAAUUUGGAUCGUUUGGCAAAGAAAACAAAGAUUUCUUCUUUAUAAGGGAUGUGAAUGGCCUUAGACUGGCAAAUUGUAUGGGCGAAGAGGAAAUUGAGGUAAGAGAGCACCAGUACUCUUUGCUGUUUUUGGUCUUCAGUUAUAAAUUAUAUUGCUUUAGGUAGCGGAUGUUCUGAAUUAUCGAAUAAAGUCAUACUGUAAGAUUCCGUAUAUGAAUGAGAUUGCGAUCAUCGAUGCACGGGACAAGGUUUUCUUCGGUGAAGUUGCAGCGAACUCGAAUUUCACUAGAGUAAAAACAGAAGAGCCAAUCAGAAAGGCAAGUACAAUAUAAUUUUGGUGUUUUUUGAACUUUCAAGUUUAAUUUUUUCCGCAUCCUUCUUUUCAAAAUGUCCGUUUAAAUAUGAUUAGAUUAAUUUCAGAUUGCUCCCACUGAUUGCCCAGCCGAAAUUCUCCUUGCCACUAAGAACAAAGUCUUCCAAACCGAUUUCCGCGUUGGCCAAAAGAAUGUGGAACCCAUUUUUAGUCUCGAACUGAACGCUGAGAAGUCUAUUUUGCAAUUCAGUGAGGAACAAGUGGAAUUUAUCAAUAGUCGCGAGUGCAUUUAUCAUCUUUUGCCAGUGGAGUCAUGUACAGAAAUCUUUUUGGUGACCAGCUUCCAACAGAUCCACGCUUUUGACAGACGAAUGCCCGGAAGAACCGUGGUUUCUAUGAGCCAUUUCGAUAUGAAUGGAGGGGAUUAUACGCAAAUUGUGAGCUAAAAAUUUGACGUAUUUUUAUUAGGUACCUGAUGAUUAUAAAAAUUUACAAUUUUUAGAUGGGCCCUUUCCGAGAUGAGUCUUCAAACAUCACUAUUUACGAUUACAUUGUCCGGAACAACUUUAUCCGGCCAGGAAUCUCCCAUUGGGCCAUUGGAUUGAACGAAAAAGAGCAGAUUUGGUCUUCGAUGGGCCCAAAUGUAAUGGUCCCUCCACCACAAAACGUUGUCAAUUAUUGCAGACAGAACUUUACCACUAGUCCAGCAUUGACAGAAGCCGAGGUGGAUGAAAUCCCUAAAGUCCCAAGGGCCUUUUAUUGUGAAAUGCUCGACCAAAAAAGAGGAAUCGUCUUCAGUCAACAGGACAAUGGUCAGAUCUGGAUGAAUAAUAUAAUUGUGAGUGGAGUGGAUCAAGAUAGCCAGAAAUAUUUGAAUAUUGUGAACGACAGAGAACAAAGAGAUCAAUGCGUGAGGGAUGUGAAGAUAUUUGUGAACGAACACUCCAAUCUGAAGCAAUUGGCUGAAGAAUUAAGUCAUGAAUUGGUCAUGGAGAAAGAGGACUUCAUGAAGGUAAGAGAUGACUAGUAAUUUUUAAAACGGUGAAGGAUUUUGAAUCGAAGAGAAUCUGGCAAAAUUUUGAAUUUUUUUGUUUCAGACUGACCGAUCAACCAUAAAUGGCCGGAUAAUGGCAAAACAAGAUCGAUGGAUGCAGAUUCUAAGAGAGGAACCCCCAGUCAUCAAUGAACUCGAAGAUAUCUUUGACGAAGAUGACAUCCCCAUGACUUCUGAAUUGUCCAAGUUAAAUCUAGUCAAAGAAGCCAAGUCUGAAGAUCAUUUGUUAUCGAAAAUCAUCCUGAAGACGGUAAAGAAGGCCGAUGAAGCUUGGGAGGCUAAAUAUAACCCAGAAUUUCAAACAGAAAUGAAUGAAAAUGCAGAUAAUAAAGAGGCGCUGAAACUGCCAAAAGUCCUAGACUUUGAUGCUGAUGAGGGCGAAUUUGGAUGUGGAGAUUUUGAUGAAUACGACGAGGACGACAUAUGA